AUCAUUCAGUGUUUCAAUUUUUGAAUUAUAACACUAAAAUUAUUCCCGUGUUUGCAAUUGAAUCACAAGCGAUUUCAUCAAAUUUUCAAACCGCUCAUUAAAUCUUCAUCAUGAUUCUUAAUUUAAUUGUUUACUGUUUAUUUCCAACAUUCAUCUCUUGUACUGUCAACUGGGAAGAUUGCGGUCAAGCUGAUAGGUCGCUAGUCUUUCACAAGAUAAACUUUAAAAGUGACAAAAUCAUCAUCGAUGGUGAUGAGCCGAUCCAAGCUGAAGUUGAUUUUUCUGUGCUUGACCCGUUCGACUAUGAGGUUACAAUGAGCGCUGAACUGAGACGUUACUUUAAGCUUCUGUUUAUCGAAAAAAGCUUCAAGGUACCUUGUAUCAAUGACGCUGGAAGCUGUUCUGGUUCAUUUUGCUAUUUCGUACAAUCCUAUGCAAACCUAGCUCGUUCCUUUGCUGAUUCACUUCAUGCACCAUUCAACUGUGCGAUGGAGAAAGGCCGUUAUGCAGGCAACAUCACCUACCCAAUACCGACUAACGUAUUCAACAAAAUUCCGUCGGUGAUUACAAAAAAUCUCUCAGGUAAAUAUGAACUCGUAAUUCGCUGGUACUUUGGCGAUCAAGAAGCAGGUUGCCUCGCAAUUGGAUCAGCAUUACAAAUUAAUCCUUAGAUUAUUCUUUUGCCUAUGCUUUACUUUAGUUGAAUUCAUCAAAAAUAUACUUUAAUUUGCAAUAAAAUG
Messenger RNA from Tetranychus urticae (two-spotted spider mite), 740 nucleotides. RefSeq lists its product as uncharacterized. Gene Ontology annotation, biological process: lipid transport; ganglioside catabolic process. Gene Ontology annotation, cellular component: cytoplasmic side of plasma membrane. Lineage: Eukaryota; Metazoa; Arthropoda; Arachnida; Trombidiformes; Tetranychidae. Gene Ontology annotation, molecular function: lipid carrier activity; enzyme activator activity. The record is from RefSeq and is a predicted model, not a curated record.